Messenger RNA from Macroventuria anomochaeta, 1670 nucleotides. Its product is annotated as glycoside hydrolase family 93 protein. Bases 474 to 1640 code for a protein of 388 amino acids. NCBI's taxonomy places the organism in Eukaryota, Fungi, Ascomycota, Dothideomycetes, Pleosporales, Didymellaceae. The record is from RefSeq and is a predicted model, not a curated record. The transcript has a single exon.
CUUCAACCUUCGACCACCACAUCACUCACAUCACGACUUCAACAGCUCUCGGUGAUUCUCCGAUACUUACCUUGGCUUUUGUCUUAUAUCUGCGCAUCACAUGUCCUGAUCACCGCAGCUAUGCCUUGAUUCAGUGUGGUACACCGCGCCUCGGCUGAAUUGCGCGCGGGAAAUCCUGGAGCAAUCAAAGCUAACAACAUGUUCGGCAUAUCGUUGCUGCCAUUCCCCGCAACAUCACCGUCGAUGAUCUCCACAAUUUCUCCGGAGCCAGAAUUCCCCGCAAAUAACUGCUCGUGGAGUUGAGCGGAAACGGAGAUUCCAUGUGUGCUUCUGGUAAGCGUCAGGAACGGGCAGGUAGGUGACGUGAUAUUGGUCGUGAGGCUCGUGUUUCCUGGUAGAUGGAUUUUCUUUAUAUGAUGGGCUGAGCGCCGAUCAAACACUUUUUUUUCCAGCAUCUCAGUUCAAUCGUCAAGAUGAGGCUCUCUACCUUCCUCCUCUCCUCGCUGCUUUCCCUGACCGUCUCGGCUGCCCCCCAGGGCUCGUCGAAGGUCCCUGAGUUCUUCUCUCAGCGCGUUGUCUUCACACCCCCGUCGAACUAUACCGACCCUCGCACUCUGUACGCUCGUACUGCUCAGUUCGAGAACGGCAACCUUCUCGCGACAUGGGAGAACUACAGCCCUGAGGGUAGCGACCCCAAGUCCAAGGUCUACUUCCCCAUUUACAAGUCGACCGACGGCGGAUACAACUGGAAGGAGAUCUCGCGCGUUUACGACCAGGCGCAGCCUCAGAACGGUCUCCGCUACCAGCCAUUCCUCUACAUCCUUCCCAAGAAGUUUGGUCAAUGGCCUGCUGGUACCGUUCUGCUUUCCGGAAGCUCUAUCCCCACCGAUCUCUCUACCACCCAGAUUGAGCUGUACGCUUCUACCGACAAGGGUGUGACAUGGAAGUUCGUCUCGCACAUCGCUGCUGGUGGCGAGGCCAUCCCUAAUAACGGCCUCACUCCCGUCUGGGAGCCCUUUCUCAUGCUCCACCAGAACAAGCUCAUCUGCUACUACUCAGACCAGCGUGACAACGCCACCUACGGCCAGAAGAUGGUUCACCAGACCACCACCGACGGCAAGAACUGGGGCCCUGUUGUCAACGAUAUCCGUCACUCCAGGUACACCGACCGCCCCGGCAUGCCGACCGUCACCCUCCUGCCCAAUGGCAAGUACCUCAUGACCUAUGAGUACGGCGGCGGCCCUACCAACAGCUCGAGUUACAAGUUCCCCCUCUUCUACCGUCUCUCUACCGACCCUGAGAAGUUCGACUCCGCUGAGGACCACCAGCUCAUCACCACCGACGGUACCAUCCCCGAAGGCUCUCCCUACAAUGUCUGGACCCCCAUUGGCGGCAAGAACGGCACCAUCAUUGUCAGCUCCGGCACCAGUGGUGACAUCUACAUCAACAGGGGUCUUGGAGAGGCAGGCACACCUUGGAUUAGGGUUCCCACUCCUGAAAAGCAGCACUACACUCGCCACCUGCGCGUGCUGAAGGACCCUAAGAAGCUGCUCAUUAUGGGUGGCGGUGUUCUUCCUCCUAGCACUACCAACAAGGUGCAACUGUCUGUAAUUGACAUCACCCAGUUCCCCAAGGCUUAGGUAGAAUGUUGUAGAUAGUUAUACCAAUGU